Messenger RNA from Durio zibethinus, 3858 nucleotides. Lineage: Eukaryota; Viridiplantae; Streptophyta; Magnoliopsida; Malvales; Malvaceae. The record is from RefSeq and is a predicted model, not a curated record.
AUAAUGUUGGGUUCCACAAGCCUUCGUCCUCUCCUCUGCAACUCUGAACAGCCCCUGACCCCCCCUCUCUCUGCACAAACGAAACAAAACAAAAUCAAAAGUCAAUCGUUCAUUUUUUUCUCAUCCCCACACAUACCCCCUUCACGCAUCUCUAUAAAUUCAAUUUUUAAAACUGAAUUUUUUUUUUGCACUCUGAAUUCAAUAACUAAACUACAAAAACCCAUAUCUCAGUUUCAUCAAUCUCAAACUAUUCCCCCUCUCUCUGCAUGGACGGUCAUUUAUUGCUCUCUCCAAUCUCAAAGGUCAGAGUUUUUCCACCUUUAUCUCUCGUUGCAUGUAUCAAAUCAAAGUCAAGUUCUUUCCUUUGUACUUGUAGAUUUUAGUUGUAUUUUUUUUUCUUAUCGAAGUUCUCUCUGUCUUGGAUCCUUUUGCUUGUUUACUGAGAAAAAAAUGGUUUGUUUUUUGGGAUUGUAUUAUGGGCAGGCACCAUGAGUGGAACUACUGCAUCAAGUCUCUAUCUUGGGCUUUCGUCUUAUUCUUCUUUUUCUUCUUCUUCUUUAGUUUUGGCUACGCUUUUCGUCGCUAAUACUAUUAUGGGCUGCGGACCAUCUAAAGUCGACGACUUACCUUUAGUAACCCUUUGUAAAGAACGUAAAGAACUAAUCAAAGCGGCGUCCAUUCAUCGUUCCGCUCUCGCCGCUGCUCAUGUCACCUACUUCCAUUCUCUCCGCGACGUUGGUGAAGCGAUCCGUAGAUUCGUCGACGAAGAACUCGUCGUCGGAUCUUCCUCUUCCCCUGAUUCCCCUGUUCUAACAUUGCCUUCUGACGAAUUCAAAUCCUCAAAAAAGAACAAGAAAAAGGACGACAACCACUUACCGUCCUCUUCUUCAACUUCCCUUUCCCAUUCCAUUGAAGAAAACACCAAACAUACGAAAAAAGACAAAGAAGAAAGUGAUGGAGAGGAUUCUCAUUUGGAUUUGUCAUCUGGGUCACCUUCAAUUUCCGGGUCACCUUCAGGUCAUGUUCAUAUGGAUCAUAGUCAUAGCCACAGCCCAGAACAAGAAGGGGCAACAUCUUAUGGUUACAACUAUGGCUAUGGCUAUGGCUAUGGCUAUGGCUAUGGAGAUCCUUACCCUCCCCCUCAAGAAAACUGGGGGUAUAAUGGUAAUUCUACUUCCUAUAAGUAUUACAUGAAGAAAUCUGCAACACCUUCUCAAUCUUUUGUUUAUCAGGAGCCUGAAGGACGUUCAAGUUAUGGCUACUCAAGUUAUCAAAAUGGGGGCUUUUUUGGGUACCCUUUGGGGUCUCCAGGAGGGGGAUAUGGAUAUGGGCAGGGGAAUUCUCCUCCUGCUUCACCACAACCUCCGCCAGCGCCGCCGUCUCCGCCUAGAAAUUCGACAUGGGAUUUUCUUAACGUGUUCGAUACUUUUGAUAGUAGCGGGUAUCCGGGUUAUUAUCCGGUGGCUAGAUACGGAUACGGGUCGACUGCGAGUAGUCCAGACUCGAAGGAGGUGAGGGAGAGAGAAGGGAUCCCUGAUUUGGAAGAUGAAACUGAGCCUGAGAUGUUAAGAGCUGCUCAUAAAGAGAAGAGGAAAAUAAUGAAUGAGGAAAUGAAUCACAGUUAUAAUAAUAGUAAUAACAUUAAGAACUUUGGUGAAGGUACUUCAAAGUCAGUUCCAGUUCAAAAGGUUAAUAAUAGUACUGCAGAUGGACCAAGUUCAGCUUCGAAGGCAAUGCCAUCAAGCAAAAGUGAGAGCUUAGAGUCUGUUGGUCAUAUUAAUAUUAAUCGAAGUAGUGGAGGUGGUGAUACUAUUGUUACAAAAAGUUCUGAGGAAGACCUUGCAAAGAAUAAAAGGGUGAGUUUUGAGGUAGAAGAGGCAGCUAAUUUGGAUGUCGGGUCUUCCAUGCCGAGUAGUUUAACUACAUUGUCCGUCCACGGUACGAGGGAUCUCCAGGAGGUUGUAAAGGAGAUUAAGGAUGAGUUCGAGACUGCCUCUAGUUAUGGGAAAGAGGUUGCUGUAUUGCUUGAGGUUGGCAAGCUGCCUUAUCACCAGCGUAAAGGAACUGCGUUUAGAGUGAUCUUUUCCAGGAUCAUGUAUCUGGUGGCACCUAGCAUGUUGUCAUCACAUCCUCCACCCAGAUCAUCUAUUCGAAUAACUUCCAGGGCAAUGAGAAUGGCAAAAGAAUACUGUCAGGUAGCAGAGCAGGAUGAAAAGCAUAGAAAUCUUUCAUCAACUUUGGAGGAACUUUAUGCAUGGGAAAAGAAAUUAUAUAAAGAAGUCAAGGAUGAAGAAAGGCUACGGAUUAUUUAUGAGAAGAAGUGUAAGAGGCUGAGAAGGUUAGAUGGCCAAGGAGCAGAGGCCAGCAAGAUUGGUGCAGCACAGGCUUCAACAAGGAAGUUGCUGACAAAAAUUAAUGUUUGUAUAAAGGCUGUUGAAACUAUAUCAACAAGGAUACAUAAGCUAAGGGAUGAAGAAUUGCAGCCACAGCUGUGUGAAUUGGUUCAUGGGUUGAUAAGAAUGUGGAAGUCCAUGCUUAGAUGCCAUCAGAAACAGUUCCAAGCCAUAACGGAGAGCAAAGUUCGCUCUUUUAGAGCAAAUACCGGUUUCCAAAGAGACUCGGGUUUGAAAGCUACUGCUGAGCUUGAGAUGGAGCUUUUGGACUGGUGCACUCGCUUUAAUGAUUGGAUUAACACCCAAAAGGCAUAUGUUGGGUCCUUAUAUGAGUGGCUUAUGAGAUGCAUUGAACGUGAACAGGAAAUAACUGCUGAUGGAGUUGCUCCUUUCUCCCCAGGCCGGGUUGGAGCACCUCCAAUUUUUGUAAUUUGCAAUGAUUGGUACCAAGCAAUGGAUAGAGUUUCAGAAAGGGGUGUAGCAAAUGCCAUGCACAAUUUUGCUUCCAGCCUACAUGAGUUAUGGGAAAGGCAAGAUGCAGAGCAACGUCAGAGGACCAGAGCACAAUAUCUCUCAAAGGAUUUUGAGAAACGGCUUAGGGAGUUACAUUUACAGAGGCAGAGGAUAGAGCAGGAGCAAGAUGCAUUAUCAGAUAAAACUGCCGUUUCCAAGGUUCCUUCUGAAAGUGGAGUUUCACCACUGGAUGACCUAAAGGUUGAUUUGGAUUCUAUAAGGAAGAAAUUAGAGGAAGAGAGAGCUAGGCAUAAGGAUGCCAUCAAAUUAGUUCAUGAUGCUGCUUCAAGUAGUUUACAAGCAGGUUUGGUCCCAAUCUUUGAAGCCUUGGGCAACUUUACCUCAGAGGUUUUGAAAGCUCAUGAGCAGGUCAGGCUUGAAAAUGCUGGAGUCUCCUAGCCUGAUAUCUCCCUAGGAAGAAAGCCUGCCUUUUGUAUGUGCAGUAGCCAUGUGAGAUUAGAUUUGCUGAUAAAGAAUGUUAGGCAUAAAAGACAGUUGCUUUGAGAAGAACUUAUUUGGGUUUGGGGGUUGUAGAAUCAUUGAAAGAAGUUUUCCCAACAGAUAUUGGCUUUUGAAACCUUAAAUCCCCCUGGUCAAUUAGAAAUAACCCCUUAAGAUAUAGUUAGGUAGCAACUUUGUACAGAAAAUAUUCAUUUAUUGGUUGUAAGCUGACUGUAUGGGAGGAGGAUUGUAGUUAGGAGUAGACAUAUAUAUUGUAGCUCAGUCUUGGAAAAAAAAUUUUGACUGGUUAGAUAACAUGAAAAGCUCAUUGUUUUUGUUAAACUAAUUCUUACUUCUUAUCACGUCAAUUAUAUAGACUUAACUAAUAAAUCAAAAUGACAUGAUAUAUUUCCUAAAUUUCCUUCAUUGUUGAGAGUUCUUGUUCCUUUGAAACCAAAGCAUCCACAAUCUUACAGAGGAAGGUCCGCUAGCUUUGCAGUUGACUUUAAAA